Messenger RNA from Eurytemora carolleeae, 474 nucleotides. RefSeq lists its product as uncharacterized. The record is from RefSeq and is a predicted model, not a curated record. Lineage: Eukaryota; Metazoa; Arthropoda; Copepoda; Calanoida; Temoridae. The annotation marks the transcript as partial. The transcript has 7 exons.
UUCAGGGAAAGAAAGAGGUUGUGUAUACUCUGAGCCCCAGGGUUGUAAAUUCUUAAGAGAAAUAUACUUUAACCCUCAGUCCUCCAGUAUACAGGAGAUGAUUAUGCCACGAGUUACAGCUUGCCUUCUUCGACAUCUUCCCUGGUUACAGGUUGUUGAUCUCUCCAACCUUCAUACUGGGAUAGAACAUUAUUAUAGAGGAUCAACACAUCGACAAAGUCGAGUAAAAUCGUUAAAUCUUGUUCACUAUACCGGAAGUGAUAGAUUAGCGGAAGUAAUGGAGAUCUGUCCAAAAUUAAGAACAUUCAAACUAUUUGUUACUGCUCAACUACCACAGUUAGGAUACACGCUACAGGUUAGAAAUAAAACCUUGAGUUUUACAAAUUUCCACGUGAAUGCCGAGGUGGAUUAUAGAAUCUCACAUUCUCCUGUACCAACUAUACCUGCUCCUCUACCCUUCCUCACUGCUAUCAG